Messenger RNA from Cucumis melo (muskmelon), 1007 nucleotides. RefSeq lists its product as uncharacterized. Bases 129 to 665 code for a protein of 178 amino acids. NCBI's taxonomy places the organism in Eukaryota, Viridiplantae, Streptophyta, Magnoliopsida, Cucurbitales, Cucurbitaceae. The transcript has a single exon. The record is from RefSeq and is a predicted model, not a curated record.
CCCUCUUUCUUCUCUUAACUUUUUAACUUCUUCUUUGCCUUUGCUCCGGGAGAGGCCUCCGACCACCUUGGCAACCCGAGCAUACCUUUCUCGCUCUCUCGCUCCUCUCACUUGCAAACAAAGCUUAUAUGGACACGAAAUCACAACCAGUACUCAAACCCACCUCCACCUCCGGCAAUACAAAGACGACAAGCGGCCAAGCAGCCGUGCAAAUUUUCAAGGUUGCGCUCUUCAUGAUCCGUCGUCGUCAGUCCAAGAAACAAAAAGCGUCCGUCGACAUGGGCGCUGAUCAUAAGGGCUUGUGGCGGCGGCUGUUGGGUUCAGUGCGCCCUCUCCACAUCCAUGGCAACGUAUCACCACCAACUGCUGCUAGAGAUACGUCGUUGCCUCCAUUGAAACGGAAGGAAGAUUUCGAGGAGGCACUAGCAACGCCAUUGCCGUCACAUUCCACUUCACCAUCAUCGUCGUCAGUUUCUCGUACGUCGAGGUGUUCUUCUUUUGGCACAAGCCAAUACGCCUCUGCCACCAACCUUGAAGAACUUGACGACAAUACGGAUGGAGAUGAUGAUGAAAAUGGAGGGGACGAGAUGAUUGAUGCAAAAGCAGAAGAGUUUAUCGCACAAUUUUACGAGCAAAUGAGGCGUCAACGUUACGAUAACUAUUAAGAUGGAAAUGAAAAAGAAAUGAUGUGUUAAUCAAAUAUCUCUACAAGAGGAACACGUAGAGAUGAAGUACGCAUGAAUCCUAUUAUGGAUUCAAUUAUUGUCUUGUUUUUAUUUUCUUAUUUGUUUUGAGUCAAAAGAGACUUAGAGUUUAAGAUAGAAUACUUCAUUCAUCAUUCCUCAAAAACUUGAUGACAAAUAAAGGAAAAAAAAAAAAAAAGAAACACAAACUUUUUUUGUUAAAUUUAUUUUUCAAGUUUUGAUAUGACUCAAUGUAAUUUUGAGGCUUGUUGUAAUGGCUUAUCACUUUUAUAUUGUAUUUUAAACUAAUCUUAAUUAUUUUUC